Lacerta agilis (Sand lizard) is the source of this 717-nucleotide messenger RNA. RefSeq names its product zinc finger and SCAN domain-containing protein 31-like. Lineage: Eukaryota; Metazoa; Chordata; Lepidosauria; Squamata; Lacertidae. The coding region runs from base 91 to 717 and encodes 208 amino acids. The record is from RefSeq and is a predicted model, not a curated record. The transcript is spliced from 5 exons.
CCUUCCUGCAAGAGGGGGAGGGGGCUGUUGUCUGCUUUGCAAAGGCUGCCUCGGCGGCGCCUUCUGCGCUCUGGCUUCCUGAGAGCACAGAUGGAUGAGCACUACUCAACUGGCCAUGAAGGAAGAAGAGGUCAUGCUAUGGAAGCUGGGAGCAGUGGGAGAUUCUGGGAAAACUCGGUGCAUACGUUCCAUGGUGAGGUGGACACUCUUCACUCAGAUGUGCCGAACCAACAGUUCAGACAUCUCUGCAGCCAGGAAGCGAAAGCACCUCGAGAGGUUUGCAGCCAGUUCUACUGCCUUGACCGUCAGUGGCUGAAGCCAGAAAGGCACACGAAAUUUCAGAUGCUGGACCUGCUGAUCUUGGAGCAGUUCCUGGCUGUCCUUCCCCUGGAGAUGGAGAGCUGGGUGAGGGAAUGCGGAGCAGAGACCAGUUCCCAGGCAGUGGCCUUGGCUGAAGGAUUCCUCCUCAGUCAGGCAGAGGAGAGGAAGCAGGAAAAGGAUCUGGUUGCAGAAAUUGGCUGCAAUUCCUCUGAAGCAGAGAAGACUCUGUUGGACACCAGAGAGAGUUCACUAGGUGAAAGAAGAAUGUCAACCAGACUUCCUCACCCGUCUUUUCAUGCUGGUGGAGAGGAAGCAGCAGCUGUGGAAGCAGAUCAGAUCGAUGGAUUAUCGGGAGGGGUGCAUUCCAUCCUGCACCUGGAGAUGUACGUGAUCUGA